Molecule: messenger RNA, 4683 nt
Organism: Oncorhynchus keta (chum salmon)
Lineage: Eukaryota; Metazoa; Chordata; Actinopteri; Salmoniformes; Salmonidae
Product: sialomucin core protein 24-like
Exons: 4
Coding region: 161-1126 (321 amino acids)
Source: RefSeq, a predicted model, not a curated record
AAGCCAUAUCUCUGUCCAGUGUCUGAGUUAUUUUGCCCAUUUUAAUCUUUUUUUUAUUGGCUUAUCUGAGAUAUGUCUUUUUCUUUGCAUCUCUGCCUAGAAGGCCAGCAUCCCGGAGUCGCCUCUUCACUGUUGACGUUGAGACUGGACCAAAGAGAACAUGAUGGCCAUUGAUCACAGACUUUCUCUACCCCUGGCAAGUUUUAUUAUGGCCAUUUCCUUGACUACAACUACAACUCUGACAAGCUCUUCUGAGAGAGGAAAUAAUGCCACUGUCGCAAAUAUCCGUUUGGUUACUGCAAUCACAGAGACAAUGGCGCCAAACCAGACCUACACCACAGCCAUGUCAACUCCUUCAAAUGUCACUGUUGACAGUGCUCUCUCUACUACAAGUUACCAUAACUCAAGUCAGAACAGCACUGGAACAACAACUCACAAUGCUGUGCAGGACAACUCAACAACCACAACAGCACUGGCUGUGAGCUCAAACACAACCACUGAGUCAACACCAUCAGCUUUGGCCCCUACAGCUAAUGCUACAUCUGCAGCCAUUACAGUCCCAGGUAUUGUCCCCUCCACUGCACCAACCACCCAAGCAGCCAAGACCACUGAAAACCAAAACAGUACAUCAACUAUCCCACCACAACAAUCCACUAAGAAUCUUCCUCAAACCACAAAUGCCGCCAUGUCGAUGACAACCGCAACACAUAAUGUGACACAAGGUUUUGGACUAGACAAUUCAGAAAAAGGCAUGACGGUUUUCUUCAGUGUUGUGCUUGGGGUGUUUGUUUUGGGAAUAUUUAUGUACAUGUUGAAUAGAUGGAACCAGAUGAGGCAAUACUCACAUCGACCUCUCCAUAACAACUCUGAGGCCGAAGUGGGUGGAUCCCUAGCAGCAGACGACACACUUGUAAUUUCAGGAGGACUCUACGAUGGUUCACAAAUCUAUAAUCCAACUAUGACAACUACUGAUAUGACGGAGGAUGAGUUCAAUUUUGAUAACCGUCUACAUGUGUCCCAGCGAUCACAGUUCCGCCUGGAGUUCUUAACUGAAGAACGAGAGAGCUCCCCAGGCUAUGAGGCCUCUACCUUUCAUACUUUUCAGCCAAUUGAUGAUGAUUUUUAAUGUCAAAUCUAGCUUCUUCUUUUUUUACUCCAGUUUGUAAAUGAUGUCCAAACUAGCCAAUGGGCUUUUUUUAAACAUCACUUUAACAAUUGCAUUGUUUAUACUGUUGAAGUCGGAAGUUUACAUACACUUAGGUUGGAGUCAUUCAAACUUUUUCAACCACUCCACAAAUUUCUUGUUAACAAACUAUAGUUUUGGAAGUUGGUUAGAACAUGUACUUUGUGCAUGACACAAGUAAUUUUUCCAACAAUUGUUUACAGACAAAUUAUUUCACUUAUAAUUCACUGUAUCACAAUUCCAGUGGGUCAGAAGUUUACAUUAAUUACACUAAUUUGACUGUGCCUUUAAACAGCUUGGAAAAUUCCAGAAAAUGAUGUCAUGGAUUUAGAAGCUUCUGAUAGGCUAAUUGACAUCAUUUGAGUCAAUUGGAGGUGUACCUGCGGAGGUAUUUCAAGGCCUACCUUCAAACUCAGUGCCUCUUUGUUUAACAUCAUGGGAAAUGUAAAAUAAAUCAGCCAGGACCUUGUGAAGAUGCUGGAGGAAACAGGCACAAAAGUAUCUGUAGCCACAGUAAAACGAGUCCUAUGUCGACAUAACCUAAAAGGCCGCUCAGCAAGGAAGAAGCCACUGCUCCCAAACCACAAUAAAAAGCCAGACUAUGGUUUGCAACUGCACAUGGAGACAAAGAUCAUACUUUUUGGAGAAAUGUCCUCUUGUCUAAUGAAACAAAAAUAGAACUGUUUGGCCAUAAUGACCAUCAUUAUGUUUGGUGGAAAAAGGGGGAGGCUUGCAAGCUGAAGAACACCAUCCCAACCAAUAAGCACAUGUUGUGGGGGUGCUUUGCUGCAGGAGGAACUGGUGCACUUCACAAAAUAUAUGGCAUCAUGAGGGAGGAAAUUUACAUUUACAUUACAUUUAAGUCAUUUAGCAGACGCUCUUAUCCAGAGCGACUUACAAAUUUACGUGGAUAUAUUGAAACAACAUCUCAAGACAUCAGUCAGGAAGUUAAAGCUUGGUCGCAAAUGGGUCUUCCAAAUGGACAAUGACCCCAAGCAUACUUCUAAAGUUGUGGCAAAAUGUCUUAAGGACAACAAAGUCAAGGUAUUGGAGUGGCUAUCACAAAGCCCUGACCUCAAUUAUAUAUCAAAUCUGUGGGCAGAAAUGAAAAAGUGUGUGCGAGCAAGGAGGCCUACAAACCUGACUCGGUUACACUAGCUCUAUCAGGAGAAAUGGGCCAACAUUCACCCAACUUAUUGUGGGAAGCUUGUGGAAGGCUACCCGAAACGUUUGACCCAAGCUAAACAAUUUAAAGGCAAUGCUACCAAAUACUAAUUGAGUGUAUGUAAACUUCUGACCCACUGGGAAUGUGAUGAAAGAAAUGAAAUCUGAAAAAUUAUUCUCUCUACUAUUAUUCUGACAUUUCGCAUUCUUAAAAUAAGUGACCUAAAACAGGGAAUAUUUACUAGGAUUAAAUGUCAGGAAUUGUGAAAAACUGAGGUUAAAUGUAUUUGUGCAUGUAAACUUCAUACUUCAACUGUAUACAUUUUUUGUAUGUAUAUUAUUUGUAUUUUUUCUUCUUAGUACUUUUGUCACCCUACCAUUCCAUCUCUACCCUAAUUGGAUUCAGCUAAUGGACAACAAUACUUAUACCGCUACUUACAGUUAUUUCGCUCUAUGAUACCUGUAGUUAAAUAAUUAUAUAUAUAUUCCUAACUUCCUCUUUCUUCAAGUGUUGGAUUUUCACCCACAGCGGCCAAUCCAUUAUUCAUUCUGAUCUUAACUCCAUUGCUCCGAUGUCCACAGAUUAACCCAUCUUUCCCAGUAUAAUGGCAUUUUUCUAUUUUACAAUUCAUCCCUUCAUUUUACUAUGAUGUCUUACGAAGGGUCCUGUACUGUAUACUUUACCUAGGAGUAUAAUGAUACUUCGCAUUGACUGAUUGUGGUUUUUCAGAUUCCCUAACAAUGUAGGUUGCAGGUCCUGCUGAACACAGACAUUAAGACUGAACAACCAUUCCUGGGCCUGACUCCAAAAUCGAGCCACCAAUGGACUGUACCAUAAAAUAUGUUCUAUUGAUUCUGUGUCCUCAUGACAGUCUGCACAAGGCUGACUGUUCAAUGCCCAAUAUAUUGAGGAUUCAUUUUGUAGCAAGUAUUUUAUACUAUAGCUUAAAUUUAAAAUAAUUGAUUGAAGUGUCAAUUGUUGUUUUAUAUAUCAAUUCAUAGAUCCGAUGCCAAGGUAUUGAGCCAUCAAAAGCCUGUUCUAUAUAUAAUAUAAUAAUAUAUGCCAUUUAGCAGACGCUUUUAUCCAAAACGACUUACAGUCAUGUGUGCAUACAUUCUACGUAUGGGUGGUCCCGGGAAUCGAACCCACUAUCCUGGCGUUACAAGCGCCAUGCUCUACCAACUGUGCUACAGAAGGACCACUGUUCUCAUAUGACUUGAAUUUUAUACGGUAUUGCUGUCAAACACUUUGACUGAUACAUUUUUCGAUUUACACUACUCAUUUUAAACCAUUUAUGAUUUUGAAUGGGUGGCAGGCAGAUUCAUUCUUGGAAUUUCUUCAAAAAUUAAUGGUCUCUUCCCAUUUUGUGGCAGUGCUGCAAUGAGUUGGUUAUACUUUUUGGAUUGAGCAAAUACCUCCAUACACUGUUGUUAGUAUGCCUGUGUGACAUAAGUUUAGAAUUUUCUUUCAUGAUUUUUUCUGUAUCAGUAAAUUGGAGUUAAUAUUAUUCUAUUAUUAUUAUAUUAUUUGCUGUAAAAUUAGAUCUUCCUUUUCUGGAGGAUGGAAAUGAAAUUGUAGCCAACUCUGUAAAAAGGAGGACACUUGAAACUGAUUGUACACUAAGUGUACAAAACAUGAGGAACAUUUGCUUUCUCCGUGACAGUCUGACCAGGUGAAUCCAGGUUAAAGUUAUGAUCCCUUAUUAAUGUCACCUGUUAAAUCCACUUCAAUCAGUGUAGAUAAACGGGAGGGCACAGGUUAAAGAAGGAUUGUUAAGAUUUGAGACAUGGAUUGUGUAUGUGUGCCAUUUAGAGGGUGAAUGGGCAAGACAAAAUAUUUAAAUUCCUUUGAACAGGUUAUGGUAGUAGGUGCCAGGCAAUCUAGUUUGAGUGUGUCAAGAACUGCAACGCUGCUGGGUUUUUCAUGCUCCACAGUUUCCCGUGUGUAACAAGAAUGGUCUACAACCCAAAGGACAUCUAUCCAAGUUGACACAACUGUUGGAAGCAUUGGAGUAAUCCCUAUGGAAUGCUUUCGACCACCUUGUCGUCCAUGCCCCAUGGAUUGAGACUGUUCUUAGGACAAAAGGGAUUGAAACUCAAUAUUAUGAAGGUGUUCCUUAUGUUUUCUACACUCAGUGUAUAUACAGUGCAUUCGGAAAGUAUUCAGACCCCUUCACUUUUUACACAUUUUGUUACGUUACAGCCUUAUACUAAAUUUGAUUAAAUAUGUUUUUUUCCUCAUCAAUCUACACACCAUACCCCAUAAUGACAAAGUGAAAAAAGGUUUUUAGAAAUGUUUGUAAAUGUAUUCAAAAUAAAAAAACAGAAAUACCUUA